This is a messenger RNA of Cooperia oncophora, 366 nucleotides long. Lineage: Eukaryota; Metazoa; Nematoda; Chromadorea; Rhabditida; Trichostrongylidae. The record is from the annotation of a GenBank genome assembly.
AUGCGUCAACUGUGGAGUAAAGACGAAUACGAGAAACGAGUUGAAAAGGAGCCUUGUUAUUUCCUAUCGAAUCUGAUCUCCACAGUGUUAAUGCAUCACAUGUCGUGGGUAGCCAGUGUAGCGCCACCGUUACAUGCGCCAACGCAUCUUCACGAGAAAAAUCCGCUUGUUGGCUCGAUUUUCAACGAUGAAGCACCAUAUAUGCCAUACAAUGCUCAAAUUGCCCAGUACUUGGAAAUUAGUGGCAGUGUCGGAAGUGUACAUCGAAUGGCAAAGACGGUUGUGAGCGGUUUCGACAGCGAUCUCAUAACAUCAAUCUUGCAAGUGCUGUCCUAUUUCAUUCGUUGUUCGGCCAUCCAUACAAAA